AAGGAUCAACCAAAACAUACACACAUAACUGAACAUCAUGACUAAAAAAUCAAACUCACGAUGUUGCUCAUCAUGACUAAAAAAUCAAUCAUCUCAAAUACGCAGAAUCAACCUCAACACAUCAUUGGCCGCACCAAUCCGAUGUUCUAUUUCUACUUUAACUACUGAAUUGAGACAUUGGUGUCAUCAUGGCAAUCAACACGUAUUUCAUCUCUCAUAG
Messenger RNA from Linum tenue, 220 nucleotides. The record is from the annotation of a GenBank genome assembly. Lineage: Eukaryota; Viridiplantae; Streptophyta; Magnoliopsida; Malpighiales; Linaceae.